AUGUUGCGGAAACACCGCAAUAAGCGGCACCUUGCGGCGUCGUCGCAACUGCAGCGACGAGCUGCUCGUAGCUUCAUCGACGGUGCCAACAGCGGCUUCACCGUUGCAUCUACAGUGACGAUGCGCUGCAGCCCGAGCAUGUCGCCGGUGGAUUGUGUAUCAACAGCUCGAAUUAUUUCAUUGAGAAUUGAUCUUAAAUUUUUGACAAUGUUUCCAUUUGAUUCGUCGAAGAAAUUGUCGUUUUCACGCUACAUAAGUGAUGGCGAUUUGGUAAUAUUAUAUGAGAGACAUGAUAACAUGAAGGCUGUAAAAGUUUCAGAAAGCGGGGUUCUGCAAAAUCGUUUCGGUGUAUUUAAGCAUUCAGAAUGGAUUGGGAAACCAUUUGGUUCCAAAGUGUUUAGUAAUAAGGGUGGAUUUGUGUACUUGUUGGCCCCAACUGCUGAGCUAUGGACUCUGGUUCUAAGCCACAGAACCCAAAUUUUAUAUAUUGCCGAUAUUAGUUUUGUUGUCAUGUACCUGGAGAUAGUUCCAGGUUGCCUGGUUCUCGAGUCGGGUACUGGAAGUGGAUCCUUGACUACGUCGCUUGCUCGAGCUAUUGCUCCCAAUGGACAUGUUUACACUUUUGAUUUUCAUGAACAAAGGGCUGCCUCGGCUAGGGAAGAUUUUGAAAGGACGGGAUUGAGUAGUUUGGUGACUGUGGGGGUGAGAGAUAUACAGGGCGAGGGUUUUCCAGAUGAAUUUUUAGGGCGGGCAGAUUCAGUUUUCCUUGACCUCCCUCAACCUUGGUUGGCUAUUCCUUCCGCUUCCAAAAUGUUGAAACAAGAUGGGGUGCUGUGCUCCUUCUCACCCUGUAUUGAGCAAGUACAGAAAUCAUGUGAAACACUUAGAUCUGAUUUCACCGAUAUAAGAACAUUUGAAGUGCUUCUGCACACAUAUGAAGUUCGAGAAGGGAACGUGUGGAGCUGGCAAGAUGAUGACGGUAGUUCCAUGUCUCUUAAGAGCUGCAAGAAGAGACAACGCUCCACAAAUGAGCCCGAAAAUGCCAGUUCUCUGACAAUCAUGGCGAGGCGCAAUGGCGAAUCUAGAGAACAGAAAGAUAUCAAGAACUGCCUCUUGCAUAAAGUAAUGGUUGAGAACCCUCGUGGCACGUUAGAUCAUGUACACGUGUCUAACACAUUCGCAAGGUUUUUACACAGUCAAGCAACUGUUCUAUACUGA
This is a messenger RNA of Fraxinus pennsylvanica, 1218 nucleotides long. The record is from the annotation of a GenBank genome assembly. Lineage: Eukaryota; Viridiplantae; Streptophyta; Magnoliopsida; Lamiales; Oleaceae.